Williopsis jadinii is the source of this 2337-nucleotide messenger RNA. RefSeq names its product auxilin-like protein SWA2 (gene SWA2). NCBI's taxonomy places the organism in Eukaryota, Fungi, Ascomycota, Saccharomycetes, Phaffomycetales, Wickerhamomycetaceae. The record is from RefSeq and is a predicted model, not a curated record. Gene Ontology annotation, cellular component: vesicle; intracellular membrane-bounded organelle; cytoplasm. The coding region runs from base 12 to 2285 and encodes 757 amino acids. Gene Ontology annotation, biological process: clathrin-dependent endocytosis; clathrin coat disassembly. Gene Ontology annotation, molecular function: clathrin binding. The transcript has a single exon.
UAUCAACAACAAUGUCGAAGGACCAAUUUGCGGAUUUGUUGUCCUUCUCAAAGAAGAAGGAUGAGUCUACAAUGUCUUUACAGGAAAUACAGAGGCUUAGAGGGAACAAUAGCACUCCCAUGAGCGGUGGAAUUAACGGUACAGCUGUUAAUCAAUGGUCAAAUUUUGACAUAUUGGACAAGACUUCCAGUUCAAUUCCGAGCGUGAACCCCUCAAAAGCUGAUCUAUUCGAAGGGUUCGACCUACUUCAUUCAAAUUCACAGAGUAAACCUGUGAAUAAGGUGGCUUCGCCACCACUAAGUGGUGAUUUAUUUGAAGGUUUUGGCCAGAGUAAUGGUUCAAAAAAUAACGAUCUUUUGGACAGUUUUGACUUUAAACCAGCUGCUACUUCUCCAUCUGUACAGUCGCACACACAUUUGAAUCCAAUAUCUCAGCCAAAGCAGCAAAAACAGGACAAAGUACCACCUGCUGACGACUUUGAUUCGUUGUUCUCAGUGUUUGAUACUCCACCAAAACCGCCGGUAUCACAACCAGUGUCAAGACCAGUCUCACAACCUACAGAACCUUCCCAGAGACAGGAUCAUCCACCACGGAAACCACACAGACCAAGACCUCAACAGCCAGAGCCGCAGGUCAAUGAUGACGCCUUUGACCAGGCCAUGGCUGAACUUAUAGAUAUGGGAUUCACACCAGAACAGUCAAACUCGGCAUUGAAACACGCAGGUGUUGAUGUUCAAGCAGCAGUAUCUUAUAUAAUGACAAAUGCGCAUAACAAAGCUCGUGCAGAUGCUGGUUUACCUCCUGAAAGGCUCAAGUCAACCCAAAAUGGCACUCAUGGAAGUGAGGAUUACGUCCAAACUUUCCAAAAGUACAUGUCUGGUGCCACUAAGAAGUUGAUGGAAGUGCAGAGGAAGUUCAUGGCACCGUCACCUGCUGAGACCGGUGUUCCAGCAUGGAUGAGAGAUGCGGAAAAGUAUAAAGCCAAAUCCCAAUACGAUGAUGACCCAGAGGAAAUCACCACAGAGGAGUUGAAAAGAUUGGCAUUGGAAAGGGAGAGGGACUACAAGGCGAAACAGAGAUCACCUGCACCUGGACCAAGACCGCAACCUCAGGUUCCAAGAAGAACAUACACACCACAACCUCCAGAGAAACCAUCGAGACCAUUGAGAUCACCGUCUCAUCAGCCAGAAGAAUCACACGUUGAUCUUUUCUCCCCUAUUCCUUCAAAGCCUAAACAGCAACCACAACCUGUUGUAGAUCUUUUCUCCGACAGUUCACUAUCAAUACCAUCUACUAGGGGGUCUAACAGAUCAACACCGGUGUCUUCAUCAACAGUUUCGAAAGCCACGCCGCAACCAGUACAAAGACCUCAGAUUUCUAUCUCAUCAACACAGUUGGAAUUCUUUAAAGACUCUAAGGAACAAGGUGGUAUUGCCUUCAAGAAUGGAGAUUUCACCAGCGCUCUCCAGCACUAUGAAACUUCACUGAGUGCAUUACCGGAAGGUCAUGUCUAUCAAAUCGUUGCACUAUCCAAUGUUAUUACUUGUCUCAUAAAGACUGGUGAAAAUAAAAGAGUCCUGGAACUUUCUGAAAAGGCAAUUGCUCUUAUUGGGCCUUCAAAGGGUAACGGUGAAGAAAUCGAUGGUAAAAGCAUGAAGAACUUUUGGAUUAAAGUCAUGACAAGACGUGCAGAGGCAUUUGAACAUUUGGAAAAGUUCAAAGAUGCACUGGACUCCUAUACACUCCUUAUUGAAAACGGAGGAGCAACAAAAUCUGUCAUGGAUGGUAAGAAACGUUGUAACGAUGUUUUAAAUCCUAGACCAAAGUCCACUGCGCCAUCAAGACCUGUAUCUAGACAACCAGCAAAGGCCGCAACUCCAAGACCAAGAGUCGCCACACCUGCUCAGUCUUCAUCACAGGCAUCUGAUAGAAUCCGUGAGACUCUACAAAAGGAAUCACAGUUUGAAGAUGAUAGAUUCAAACUUCACGAUGUUGUUGAACAGAAACUGAACAGCUGGAAAACUGGUAAGGAGGAUAACCUUCGUGCGUUGCUUUCAAAUUUGGAUACCGUUCUAUGGACAGAGACACAAUGGAAAAAGGUUAGCAUGGGUGAUCUUGUUAUGCCAAAGAAGGUUAAAAUCUGCUAUUUGAAGGCAGUUGCAAAAGUUCACCCUGAUAAGAUUCCACCAGAUGCUACGAGCGAACAAAAAAUGCUCGCUGAAGGUAUCUUUGUUGUACUGAAUACUGCUUGGGAAGGAUUCAAACAACAAAAUGGUAUGAAUUGACCAUUAUUUGUAAAUAAAGUAACAUUGCAUUAAUACAUAAUAAGUCUCUUUU